AUGACAAACACGGACUCAGAUUCGGAUGCAGAGCCGGAAAGCCCCCCGAAAAGGCCGGCGCCGCAUACACCACCAGAGAAUGCCAAGGCGGAAUAUAGCCCCCUGUCACCAUUACACUAUGCUCCGUCAACACCACCCCAAUCAUCACCACCAGCCUCACCAUCGUUUAGCCUUCACUCCUUAGGAAUGUCUCCAUUUUCCCCCAUGCGCCGUCAGUUUUCCUCUCCCCUCGCUAGAUCAUCCUCGCCCCUACACUCAUCACCGGAGGCCGAACAUUCCGACGAAGAAGAACUUGUACGAGAUAGCAAAGACGUUCUCGUCCAGCGACUAAAUGAUCUUGCUACCCAACUAAGCCGGCAAGACCAUGUAAAGGGGGACGAUGUCUACGGUCUUCAUGCCAAGGUGGAUGAGAUGGAAAAGGUCUUAUCUACGAAAGACCAUCCAUCCGGAUUGACGCCACGUCGGACACCACGGAGAUCUAGACCUACCAGUUUGAUACUUCAGAAUAGCAGAAAUGAGCUCGACCCCUUUUUAGGGCUGCCGAAACUGGGGCGAAUGGUUUCUAGCAUCCCAAACAUACCGCUGCCCAUCCAAAAGUCUUCGUCCACCCAAACGAUCGGGCGCCAGAUGUCAACAGCAACAUCAGAUCGGAUCGUUCGAGAAGCACAGACUUUGUGUAAAGAGCUAGAAGAUGUCAUCUCGAACCUGCGAGCUCGACAAGAAGAGUCGGAUGCAAGAUCACUCCUAACCACUUACACUAACCACAUUCACGAGCUGCUCAUUACACGCGCAGAACGAGCCGCGCAGAGGAUCAUUUAUCUUGAAAAGCGUAUCAAGGAACUCGAAAGGGAGCGGAAUGAAGGUGAGAUGGAAAUGCUCAACCUACAGAUUCAGCUAAAGGCCAUCGAGGUUCAAUGUCUAAGUUACGUGCCUGAAAACGCCGAUCAAGAAUUGCGAGAAAGCAUUUCCGCGUGGAGGACGGAGUGGUCUGCCUUGAAGCGGAAACGAGCAAAGAGAAAAGCAAACGCGGGGGAGGAUAUCGGAACGCAAGGAACUCCGACCAGACAGCCUAGAAACUCAUCGUCUAUGGGCUGA
Annulohypoxylon maeteangense is the source of this 1095-nucleotide messenger RNA. RefSeq lists its product as uncharacterized. NCBI's taxonomy places the organism in Eukaryota, Fungi, Ascomycota, Sordariomycetes, Xylariales, Hypoxylaceae. The coding region runs from base 1 to 1095 and encodes 364 amino acids. The record is from RefSeq and is a predicted model, not a curated record. The transcript is spliced from 3 exons.